This is a messenger RNA of Gigantopelta aegis, 7786 nucleotides long. RefSeq lists its product as uncharacterized. Bases 138 to 5255 code for a protein of 1705 amino acids. Gene Ontology annotation, cellular component: cytoplasm. The transcript has 3 exons. The record is from RefSeq and is a predicted model, not a curated record. Lineage: Eukaryota; Metazoa; Mollusca; Gastropoda; Neomphalida; Peltospiridae.
UAUUCAACAAAGAACAUUUAAUUAUGAUUUUGGUUGUGCAGUCAGAUGAGUUAUAUUUUUAAAGACGAUAAUUGGAGGGCUGGUUGAAUUUGAGAAGAGCAAGUAAGAUAUUUCCUCAACCAGCCCUGCUAGUGACCAUGAUUUUCAUGUCAAUUUUCAACCCUGACUAUGUAUAUUGUAUGUAUAACAUUGUUUGUAGAGUUCUGACUGAAAACAUGGCAGAAAGUACUGCAACAGAAGACUGUGAUGCCCAACAGGCCCAGGAUGAAGGAUCCGUGGAUGAAAAACAAGCUGCGGUAGUGAACUACUUCCAGAGCUGUGUAUUCAGGAACGUUGGAGUUGUACAGAUCGGUGGCAACAACUCCAUUCUCGAUGAGGCCGGCAGACAUUUACCCAAGAUAGAAGGUGGUAAGCAAGAUUACACAAAAAAUGACAUGUUUCUGGCACUCAUUACCAGCUUUCUGAAUCCAACAAACUCCUUCAAGGCCAAAGAAAUGAAACUGCUGCUACUGGAACAGAAAUUGGAGAGACUGUUUACAGAUAUAUACAAAAAGAAAACAACUUUUAGAGAUGUUUAUGGUAAACCUCUUUCAUUUUUUAUUGAACGAAAUGUUGAAAAGUUUGACUUGAUAAAGAAAAAAAGUGCUUAUGUUGUAAAAUUAAAGUUGUCCAAAGUCAAAAAAGGAAAACUAUCAACAGCAGAAUCUACAAAGAUGGUUGCCGAUGAAUCAGAUGAAAGUUGUGGUGGAGAUGGCCAAAUUUCCGUAACAGAGAAAACUGGUGCAGAUACGUUAGAGGCAUCAAUUCACCCUGAAGUUCCUGAUGACACUGAUAAAGGUCAUAUCGAUGAUGAAGUAUGGAGCCCAGUAGAAGGGGGAAAAAAAAGUAAAAAGAAAUUGAUGGCCAGAAAAAAAGAUAAUGACUCUACAGGUUGUGGUAGUUAUUGCUUACAAAAGCCUGAUUUGCAAUUUGCUAUAGACAAAACUUUCAUAGAAGACCUCUUGAGACAAGAGAAGAGUAACUUUUUGAUAUUUUACCCUGAUGAUAAAAUAUACAAAUGUAAUCCUCACCGGUUUAUGCAGGAUGUCGUUAGCUUGUGGAAUACUCCUUGUAGACACGAUGGUUUCAUUGUCCUUGGGGUUAAACGUAAUACAUGUCCACCACACAGGGUGAUAGGUCUUGAAGUUUCAAAUGGUGAUGAUUUUUACCAGACUCUGAUUGUGUCAGAAUGUUUUGGAAUGAGACCUCAGUACAAAUAUACAGAGUAUGUGUAUGAUGAGCAGAUUAUUGGGGUCAUCACUGUUCCAAGUAGUCAUGGGAAGGGGUGUCCAUCUGUUGUCAUAAACGAUUCUUGUGCCCCACAUUUUAUUAAAGGACAGUUGUGGGCUCGGUUUAACAAGGGAAAUAAAGUAAUACCUGCAGAGGAUUUCUUUACAGGACAAAUAUACCAGUGGUUUCUCUCAACAGGCAAACCAGCAUCAGCCAUUGACACUGGUUCAACAUUAACAGCUGUUGAAGUGAGUCCAGCAUCAACUGUACAAACUUGUCCAGUAACCAUGGCCAAAGAGUCACAAACAUCAGAGAGUGAGACUAAAUCUUCUUUACCUGAAACAGUAAAGUUCCCACAGCCCCAAGAAUCCAUCUGUGAGAAGAAAACAGAGUUUGCAUCAGCUGUAGAUAAUUUCAAAAAAGGUCAUUUUGUUUUGGUAUCUGGCGAAUCACCCAAUAUAUCCAAACAUUUAGAAAAUCUUGCUCUUGUCCCUUGGAUAUCAGUCUGUGACUUUGACAAGUACAGCAGAGACAGAGGCUUGUUGUCGUGUCUUGAGGAUGUCAUUAGGAAGAGACGGUAUUUGAAUGUCUGCACAUGGAAGACUCCCACAACUAAUUUAACAGAGAGUGGAACACAGUGGUGCUGCAUGAGGGGACUGAGAGAAAUUCCUGACAGUGACACACCAGAUAAUCCUGUCCAAUGGCUUAGGAAAACAAAGACUGGGCUGGACUCGGUGUGCAUCAAUCUGGGAAGAUUUGCUGAGGACUACACUGUCCUCAAAGUGAUCAUUCUGUGGCCAGAUGAAGAAAUAAGUGCACAAUGUAUCUACAAGUUCUUGUGCCGUCUCGAUGAAUACUUAACAACAUCAAAGCUAAUUGUUGUCUGCUUCAAAGAGCCGAAGACAGAGGCUUCGAAGUCGGCAUUACGGUUUCUGAUUAAUGAACAUGGGGAGGAUAUAGUUCAGGUAACACUGCACGAGGAAGAGCUGUGCUAUGAGAUACAGAACAUGCUGGAGAGUAGACAGAUUGGAACGCAAAUUAAGUACACUUUGCCAAAAGAAGAGGGACUCUCUAGUUCCUGUAUUGGGGAUAAGGAUGCUGCGUGGCUGCGUGAAGACAUGGAUGUUCUCUAUGAGUCAAACCCGUACACCAAAUGUUCCACUGACAUAGACGUUCUGGACAAAGAGGCUGACAAUUUUUUUCAUGGAGGCACAAUUCACUGGUUUGCUUGGUAUGAAUUUGGUGCCGGCCAUUUGGAAGUUGAAAGGGAUAUCAUGAAUAAUAUUUUGGAUCACAUCAAACAGAAAUGUAAAAAAGAGUACAGGAGUUUCAUUAUUACACUAUUUUAUGCUCCUGGUGGUGGAGGAACUACACUAGCUCAGCGGAUUUUGUGGGAACUUCAUCGUAGCAUCCCAUGCGCUGAAGUGAAGAAACGAGCAACCAUUGAAGACUUGACAGAUAAAAUAAAUUUCCUUCAUGAGAAGACGCACCUUCCAGUGCUUGUGCUUGUGGAUGGUGAUGAUGAGGUGAGAGUUAAACAGCUGGUUAAAAGUCUGAAGUCUGUCUGUGCUAUAUUCCUGUAUGUUAAAAGAUAUCCCUAUCAAAUUCCAGACCCAGCAAGUCGACCACGGGAUAAUAUAUUUUGGUUGAGUGGAAAGGUAACUGGUACUGAAGCCAACAAACUUGCCCAGAAGUUUGGAGAUCGAUGUCAAGAAGACUCAAAGAAACAGAAGCUGCGUAAUAUGAGCAAAGAGGUUUGUGAGAAAGGCAAAUCUCAUUACGUUUUUGAAUUCGGAAUGGCUGUAUACCUUGCAGAAUUCAAAGGUGUUGCAUCUUACGUCAGAGGCUACAUGGAUUUAGAAAAAAAUCCUUCUAUCAAACUUUUGCCCUGGCAGAAAAUCCUUGUAUAUUUGUCUCUUGUGUAUUAUUACGGUCAGUCUUCUAUGCCAUGUCAGUUUUUUGCACCUCUCUUGGGUCUACCAUCAAACUUCAAUUUGGAUAUAUGCGAUUUUCAGUUUCCUAUUAGCGCAUUUGUAGUGGAAGGCCCAAGCAAUGGUAGAACCAAAGAUAUCAGGAUUUGCCAUUAUUUUGUUGCCAAGGAGAUACUUGAACACGUACUAAAUCGAUCCAACAAAAAUCCCCAAGCAGAAGGCCUAAGCAAAAUUGCCAGGAGAGGAUUGAAAGACUUGUGCCUUGAGUUCAUAGCCUAUGCCAGCCACAAGAAACUGAAGUCCUCUUUAACAGCUUGGACCAUCAUUCGUAUUCUGACUCAGACAUUUAUCUUCAGAGAUAACAAGGAUGUGGGGGAGAAUGAAACCCAGACGAGGAAGCCUUCAUUUUCACAGAUCAUGAGUGACAUUGACAUGGAUCCACCUUUUACCGGCAGGCUGGAGGUUUUGGAAAAACUGACUAGUUCAUUUCCAGGAGAUCCCAACUUCCAAGCUCACCUGGGGCGCUUCUAUGCUUACUGCAGGAGAGAUGAGGACAGCAAGGCUGAAGCAUGUUUCAGGCAUGCUCUUGAGCUUUGUAACCAACACAAUCUUGGAAAAGGUGAAAACGAGAUCGAUGAAGGCAUGAGAUCUACUCUCAUGCACAUAUACCACAUGUAUGGUAUGAUAUUUAAGAGAAAGGUAUCGAGGUAUACAGGACGGAGUCCAGUGGACAGUCCAGAAAUACAAACGCCUGCAGAAGAAUUCAUGCAAAGAGCAGAAAACAUCACAUCUGAUGCUGAAACAGCUUGCAUUUAUUUUGGACUGAGUGGCAAAAGUAAACCACAGGGACAUGAUGAGAUAUACAAUUACGCCUUUUCCAGUGAGAUCAUGGUCCGUCUUCAUGUCUGUGACUUUGUGGAAAGAAACUACAAGGAUGGUGGAAUUACACAGUUCCUGCUCAAUGAGCCUGACCAUCCAGCAGCCAAGUUCAUCCGAGAGACUGUCUGCUCUGUUGAAGAUUUAAUUGUAGAGUGCUACAGUGUUGUGGACCCUGAGAACAUUGGUAAUGAAUUUGCCAAGGCUCUCUACUGGUACCAUUCUCUCUUCAAGAGUCAUUCGACCAGACUUGAAGAAAUGUUUCUUGAUGAUGAUGUCUACUCUAGAAGACUGAAAAUCGCUGCUAUGAAGCUGAAAUAUUUGAGGCAUGCUGAUGGCACUAGCAGUGUCUUCGAAGGUAGCAACAUGUUAUGGGAUGACCUAAAUAAACUGGUUCACUUGUAUGAGAUAAACUUCAAAGAUGCCCUCACAUUUGGAGAAACCAACAAAAGGCAGCUUGAUGGAGACUACAAGGAAUGGCUGUUUGCCAUUCGAAACCCAAAGUUCAAAAUCUGCUAUUCUGUUGAGAAGGUGCUGCACCAUGUACGUAACUGGCAUGAUACAAUCCCAAGCCCGACAUCCAUGUUUUACAUGUUUAUUUGCACAAGUCUCGUUGGCUUUGGCACAAAAUCUCAGAAGGGUAUCAGUGAAACAUUGGUGGAAGCUCAGCUUCUGAAAGAGGAACUCCAAAAGCUCAGCAAAUCUGUUCUGAGACCAAGAUACCCUCGUGAGUGGCUUGGAAAAGAUGACACGGGAAUAAAAUGUCUGAUUUCAAGUAACCAGAUAGUGGGCCACAUUGAAGGUCGGCGUAUUAAAGACUCCACGUCAUCCCUGUUGACAGUGUGUAAAGGUACAAUAUGCUACCCAAACAAGAAAAAACUGGCUGGCUUUAUCGACCUGGAUCUUGGCGACAACUCGGUUCCUGUUAAAACAUUUUUCAUCCCUCUCUUAGCAGACCUUGAGGGGGCCAGGUACGCUGGUGAAAGGGUGCAGUUCUAUUUAGCUUUUUCCCUCGAUCAUGGAUAUGAAGCGUUUCAGGUAACUCUUCUUGCAAAAUACCCAUGUUUGGGCUGUGGACAGAAGACCGAGAUUCUGAUGGAUGAAAAGAUUGUCCUGUGCCCAUGUGGGAGCUUUGUAGAACAAGGUGAACCUGCAGUUGAUGAGGAAGCAGCUGUUUAAAUAAACAUCAGUUUUAACCAUAUUGAAUGGAAUAGAGAAGAAAGGAAUGUUUGUUUGGUGACACCUCAGCACAUUUUUAAACUACAGCUAUUUGGUGUUUAACUUCGACACUAGGUUUAGAGAAUGAGAGAGUAAACCCACUGCUGUCACAUGAUAUAUAAUAAUAAGAAUAAUAAAGUCUUUAUUUAACAUACUGGCCUCUGAAAAUUCCAAUAAUGAUCAUUUCAUUCACUAUCGUUCCUGUAAAUCUAAGUUUGUGGAAUCCAUUUUCCGUUUGCGAACAAAGUCAUAUAUAUAUAUAUAUAUAUAUAUAUGCCUCAAAAUGGCACAAGAGUGGAAAGUAGCCAAGUGGAAUGGCUCUUGCUCGAGAUGACUCAUUGCCAGUGGGUUGCUGUACCUUUCAUUUAAAUCGGUGUUCUGCGACUGAAGUGCCAGAGGUCAUGCCAUUUGCUCUCCUGUCUGGGUAUAAGUGGAAAAAGUGCACAUACUCAAUUCUCAGAGGCUUGACAUAGGCUAGUACAAAUGAAAAGCAGCAAUGGAUCUUUUAUAAGUACUUUCCCACAGACAUAACAGCAGUGAUCCUUGAUGUACCAGUCAUGCAGGGAACAUUCAAUAUCACGUUGCGAUUCUCUACACAAGUUUCAGAGAUCGCUACACAAUUUUAAAACAUAGUUGCUAUUAAAUCAAUUUUUAAUUGACUAGAAAUAUCGCCAAUAAUUUUUUUUAAAUUAAAAUGUUCCCUGUCAUGGGGCACUGACUGGGAUGGGAUGAUUGCAGUGGAAGUGACAAGAAUGGAAGAUCAUUAUAGUAACUCUUCAUGUAAUCGAGUUACAUCCCUUUUCUUUUUACAAGUCUGGGUUUUCUUGCUAGUGCUGUACUGUUGAGAACCCAUCAUUGUCCUUUUACCAAUUUUAACUUAAUAUUAUUAGUUUCAAUUAUAUAACCAAUUGUGAAAUAUAUUAAGAAAUAACACAAUUGUAUGACAUUCUGAUAUCAAUAUUGUAUUUUCAAAACAAGCAAAUAGCUGUAUACUGAUUAUCACAAUAACUUAGAUUGUGUAUAAGGUCUUCAUUUCUUAAUUUUACACUGUGUUGCAUAUGAUUUGUGGUCAAUCAAACAUUUUAGUACUGAACAGUUUAUAAAAGGACAAAUUUUGUACAGUGCAUUGUUUUUACCAAAUGUACCUUCUCUUUGUUUUGUACAGUGCAUUGUUUUUACCAAAUGUACCUUCUCUUCAUUUUAUACAGUGCAUUGUGUUUACUAAAUGUACCUUCUCUUCAUUUUGAAGAAUAUACAUGGUACAAAAUGCAUGUGAUAUUUUGUAAUUGAUUAUUCAAACAUAUAAUUCUUAUGAAAUGAUUAUGUCACUUUUUUCUUGCAUGAACAAUUAUUAAUCUUUAUUUGACUGCUUUUUAUGUUGUCUUCGAAUUUAAGAGAGUUUUCGUUUUCUAUGACUGUUUUGUAACCCAAUUCUUCCAGCUGCCAAAUUAAUUCAUGUUUUCAAUUAUAUAUUGUGUGUACAUGUACAGCUAAACUGACUGAUACUAUAAACUGUUGUUUUAGUGUAUUUUAUUAGAUUCUAUUUUGUAUGUUUUAGAUUAUAUUUUAUGUCAUCACAGUUAAUUUAUACAAUAGGCCAGUAGACCGAUACCAUUUUAUAACUUAACCCAUCCCAGUCACAUUAUCGUGUGAUUGUAGUUUGAAAAUACACAACCAAACAAUAAAGUUUUAUUCACUUUUUUUAUAUUGAGUGAAGAAUGGAUUAAGUUGGAGAACUACCAGUACUCAAAAGUAUGCUGCUCUUUAUGAAUUAUGUUUUACAAUCCUUACUUCCUGAUGUAACCAGGAAUUCUUUGCAAAUUAAGGACACAUAGGGUAGGGUACAAAGGUAAACCAGGAAGGCACCUCAGCAUUUCCGUCACUGUCAACAAUGUCCGAUAUUUUAGGGCAAAAUGGUACGGUAGGAGGGCAACCACUACACUUGCCGUCAUUGCUGUGGUAAAAUGUGAACCCUGCAAUUGCAUUUAUUGGUCACACGCUGUUAGAAACAUUUAUACCAUGAUGUAUAUCUGUUAAAUCAUUUAUUGGUCACACGCUGUUAGAAACGUUUACUGAAUACCAUGAUGUAUAUCUGUUAAAUCAUUUAUUGGUCACACGCUGUUAGAAACGUUUACUGAAUACCAUGAUGUAUAUCUGUUAAAUCAUUUAUCUUAUGUAUGUAAUUUGUUCAUCAUCAAUGUAAAACAUUACUUUUCCUUACCAACAAGGUCCAUGUACUUAAAGGUGUAGACCCUAGUUUCAGCCUGUGAAAAUGGACACUAAGUUUAUUAAUCUACAAAGUUGGAACACAUUUGGAUAAGGUUAUAACAGAGAGACGCUAAAGUCUGUGAUGUUGAGACGGAAAUACUGUCCAAAAAUACACAAGAGCUUGUCUCGAUAACCAUUACUUCUCAUACGAACAUGUGCAAUCUGAUUAAAAUUAUCUCUACUGGUCUCACCAGUAGAUCUAACAGCAUUGUGUGGACUUCCAU